AUGUUUCGACGGAAGAAAGGUCGAGGCGAAUCGGAGACCAAGAAAAGUUCGAACGAAUUCAUGGUGGAUAGCUUUGAAUCCGUUCCAGCGACGCCGCCUCUUGUAGAUGCACCAUCUCAAGUAUCAUCAACAAAGGAUGAUUCAUUGGAAAAUGAUUAUCCUAUAAUUGAUGAAAGGGAGUUUCGUCGAGCUCUCGAUCGGUGUUAUACACAGUCGCAGAAUGGAAAUGUAUGCAAAUUAAAUUUCAGUAAAAUACCCGCGCGAAAUACAUUCGAAAAUUUGUUGGAAGAAAUGGGGAUUAAAAUAUGCACAAGUGACGAUGAUAAAGUAUCAAUAUAUCUAGCAAAUAGUUUUCAUGAUCUGAUAAAGAAACUGGAUGCAUACUGCAAGGAUGACAAUAAAAGAGCAACUUUCUUCGAUCUUUUCGAGAAAGAAAUUAUUGAAGAGCCUAAACUUAAAAUGUAUUUAUCACCUUCCGCUACUGAAGCAGGAUAUGUGGAUACAUUUAUUCGAGCUUUGCUGAUGUCAAAUUCAUCACAGGCCUCCACAUUCGAUUUGAUACUUAGAAAGAUUGAAACUUUUGCGAAAAGCGUUGUUAGUGAUUGCACAAAAAGUGACUCCCUUGCACUUGGCUGUAUCGCACAAUUUCGUUAUUUGGAUACUAUAUAUGAUUGUGAACGGAUUUUUAAUUCUAUUUUUGAUUGCGAUUUGGAGAAUUGGCGUUGUGCACCACGUGACGCCUUGAUACAAGUUUUGCCGGAAAUUCUACCUAGUCAAGUCGUCCAGCAAGAUGCCGCAAACAAUUUGCAACAAAUGUUUCUGAGAAGUGUUCAUGACAAUUUACUAUCCUUUCGAGUCACUAUCCUCCAAACACUUCUUUUACUUCGCACUGAUGAGCAAACAACAAAUAAGAUUCAUGGAAUCAUGUUGCAAAAUGUCAUGAAAUUGAAUAUAGAGGUUUUGCCGGAACUGGUGGCAUAUUGCUUAGGUAGUGUUCAUAGAAAUGAGAAAUUUGCGUUCCGGAACAUUCUCUGCAGUCUUCGAGCACACUUGCAGAUAGAAGACCUAAAAAGUACGGAAACAGGAGCAAGAAAGAAAACUAUUGGUCAAGUGUUGACGGAAAUUUUCGAAAUAAUUUUAAAAAAGAUGAAAACUAGUGAUGGAUCUUACUGGAAAGACAUAGUAGUUAUGCUGACCAUCGAGAAACAAGAGCAAAAUGAUGAGAAGAAUGAAAGAGAUGAUAUUGCCGGAGAGGAUCUUGUUCCAAUUGCAAAAAAGAUGCCGGUUCUUUUCGAUGUUUUAUUUUAUUUUGCUUUGAUGGAUGUCAGUAACUGGAGCCAUACAAUCCACAGUAUCUUCAAACAACAGAUUUUAUGCAGUCAACACUUCCAAUUGGAACGUCUUGUUACGUUAACUUUCGAGUACACUGAGUUUAUCACGAACUUUUUCCGGCCUAUCUGUAAUUUUCUCGAUACUUUAAUGUGGUCUUCGAAACCGAUUUAUAUGCAAUUUGGAGCUCAUGGAUACAAAACUUUGUUUGUAAAACUUCCAUCAGAGCAGUCAGUGAUUUUUAAUAACAUUAUUCAACAUUUAAAUGGAACAGAAGAGGAAAUCACCACAACACUUUCAAUGUUGCAAGACAUCGCGGAAAACCACAGUGGAGAGAUUGCGAAGUUCUUUUUUGUCCUCAGUAAAAAAAUACCAUGUUUGAUUAAUUUUUCAUUCGACAAUGUAUGCCGGUUUUUUAAUAUAUUGCUUUUGGUGGAACGAACCGCCCAAAAAUCACAAAUUACUGGAAAACAGAAGGGAUUGGAUUUUGAAAUUGAACAAAUGAUAUCUUCAUCCUCGACAAGAGAAACAAUAUGGGGGAUCUUUGGUGUAUUAAUGCAACUGCAGCAAUAUCUAAUGAAUAACAGAUUAAACGCCGAUGAUCGUGAAAGCGUACUCAAACAAAAGUUAACAUUGCUGGAUGAACGAACAAAAUAUAAUGCUUACUUGCGCACAUGUUUCUAUCAGCAUUUUGCAAAGAUCCUGAGUAUCAGUACUGGAGUUGAAUACAGCGCUAUUUUGGUUGUCUGGGCUGAAAGGCUAUCUGUGGAAUUCAGACGAGAUUAUUUAAAACAGUUUGAACGAAAUUCUAAAGAAUGCCGUUUAGAAGAUGAACGCUAUAGCAACUCACUGCAUAAAGAAUGGUUUUGUUUAAGCAACCUGGUGAAAUAUUCCUCGAAAAUAUCCGGUUCUGCAAAUCGGGUUUUUGAACCAAUUGCUCAUUUUCAACUUCUUUUAGCGCUCACCAAGUUGAAAUAUUUAUGGGCCAAUAAACAAAACAGCGAUGGUUUUCUUAUGGAACUUCGCUUUAUAUUAGAAGCAAAUAUUUCAAUGGUUGAAAUCGAUCUAGAAGCGAAAGAUAACGAGAAUAGAAUUACAAAUUGUGACAUUUUUUUUUUCUGCAUUCAGUGGAUUCGUUUGAUGCUAAAUACAUUUGUAAGCGAUGAAAAGAUACAUGGGACGGAUGCGGAAGCUGUUCAUGUCAUAUUACGCAAAAGAUUUGCAUUAAUGAUGGAAUGUCAGAAAAGCCUGAAGUACACCAUUCAAAAAAUCGGAGAGUAUAGAAUGCCAUGUGUGUUGGAUUUUGAACAAACCGGAUUAAUAGUGUUUUACGAUAUUCCUAAGAAAUCAUCGUCUAUAAAAAGCCGGAAAAAUGCAGUCAGUAAUAGAAAGAGAAAUUAUGAAGGUGAAGAUGGGACAAAAUAUACAGAUGAUAAAGAAAGCAAACCAAGUGAAACAGUGGACAAAGAAAACAGGGAAGAUUUACAAAAAGAUACUACUCAAACGAGGGUUAGCAAAAUGAAAACUGUCGAAACUGAACAAUUCAGACACACGAUAACUAAAAAUUUGGGUCGACAGAGAUUAGUUGUUGAAUCUCAGCUGGUAUCCUUUUUCAUGCCACUCAAUUUCGCUACAGUUAUUCAUUUGAUUGAACUGUUGCCAAAGAAGAGGAAACAAACAACAUUUUUGCUAGAAACUUUGAGCAAACUGUUGGAAGAACUUUUACCUAAAAGAAACAGGAAAAUAUCUCUGUUUUUGGCGGCCCGAAAAACUGCUACGGAAAAGUUUUUGGAGAGUGGUAAUCCAAAGAUCGUUUGGCAUUCAAUUCAAUCUAUUAUCCCAACUUUAUUCAUCAUUUUACAUGGUGCGGUGGACUAUUUCAAAAAUCUUCUCGAUACAUCUGUCGUCCUCGAUAUUACCAAACGCUCCUAUCACGCUGAUAUGAAUGCUCUCAUGCAUUCAUCACUAGUCCUUUUUUAUAAUAUAUUUUCAUCCCAAGAUUUUAUGAAAACAUCCAGAGAUGAAUCAAUGGAAGAACAAAGGUCUCAUCAUUUAAGAAUGAAACGUCGAAAAUUGCUCAUGGAAAGAUUGGAAAGAGCGAUGAUUGAUGUUGGAGUUGUUGAAGAUACGCAAGGGGUAGAUGACGCAGAGGAUGUUAUUUCGAGCUACUUUAUAAGUAUUUCCGAGGUUGUCCCUACACUGGAAUGUGCUGUUUCUUUACUUCAGUUACUUUCCUGCGAUUUCACCGACGCACAACAGAAAUCCAAAGUUGCAAAAUCAGCACUUGCAUAUUUAAAAAGAGAAUGGUCUGAUGUAGAGGAAAGACCGGUGAAGGGUGCUUUGCUCAAUCAAGCGGUUGCUAGCAUUUUAAGGUUAUAUCUUUCAUUUCGGGAACAAACUGAGCGACUUUCUGCAAUCCAGUGGAUGCUAGCAAACAAAGUAUCUGAAUUAAUUCCAGAAGACGAGCGACGUCGAAGUAAGAUAUCAUCCUUGGAGCCCUGUCACGACAAGGAUUUGGAUGAGACUGAAGCAUCUCUUUUUAUCUGUUUUAGCAAAGGUACUUUUGCUUCCAUUUAUAAGGUUUUGUUCUGUUCAUUGAAUGAAACUAUCAGAAAUGUUUUGUCGUUACAAUCGAUUGAAACGAACAAACUUCACCAGGAUGAAUGCUUUGCACUUUGGAAGAUUGCUGCUAGUAGUUUCUGCCUAUUAACUCUGCUAAUCCGUGUAAAGGAGUUGCGAAAUGCUAGUGUGCUUUUAACUGCUGCACGUGAAGGGCGCUCAUUCUUGCAAAGUUUUGUUGUGAGAAGUUCCUUCAUAUAUCUGCUAUCAGACGAAUCUAGGUUUGCGAGAUAUGGUGCAGAAGCAAAUGCAAUUUUGAAGACAGUACAGAUUGGUAAUCGUUCAUUACAGAAUAUGAGUGCUCAUGCAAAGAGUACCAAAUGUGCAUCACUGUUGAAAUUGCUACCUAUGUUAAGGGCCGCAUCGGAGCAGUUUAUCAGAGCAAUUCAUCAGCUGAUGAUUGGCAUCGACUGCGAUAGCGCAUUUCAAAUUGGAUUGUUGAAGAGCAGGAAUUUAGAUGGUGAGGAACUAAAAGAAAUGGAAAUAGAAGUUGUUGAUAACUCACAACAAAGACCAUUAAGUGGCGAAGACGAAAACGACGAAAUGGAGCUUGAAGAGGAGCAAAGCGAUGUAGAAAUGAAUCUGGAGGAUGAUAGUCCAAUUUUUUAG
Molecule: messenger RNA, 4557 nt
Organism: Cercopithifilaria johnstoni
Lineage: Eukaryota; Metazoa; Nematoda; Chromadorea; Rhabditida; Onchocercidae
Source: the annotation of a GenBank genome assembly